Danaus plexippus (monarch butterfly) is the source of this 1697-nucleotide messenger RNA. RefSeq lists its product as uncharacterized. The record is from RefSeq and is a predicted model, not a curated record. NCBI's taxonomy places the organism in Eukaryota, Metazoa, Arthropoda, Insecta, Lepidoptera, Nymphalidae. Gene Ontology annotation, molecular function: nucleic acid binding; zinc ion binding. The coding region runs from base 133 to 870 and encodes 245 amino acids. The transcript has a single exon.
AUUGACAAACAAACCCCAUCAAAACUCAAGUUCAAGUUCUGUCAAGCAAACAAUUAAUCGCUAGAAAUUACGAAAUUUUACGUAGGUAGUUAUCAAAACAAUUUAUAAAACAAAUCGCAUUAAAGAUUAACAAUGAAAACUGGACUUCUUUAUGGAAUCGUUGCAAACUCAAAAACUCGGAUGCGUUGUGUAUUUUGUGGGGUUUAUAUACCGAAGGCCACGAAAUGCAUCGAAGAGCACACAAAUGGCACGAAACAUAAAGAGAAUAUAGAACAAAUGGCUGAGAAUGGGAUAAGUUUCAACCAUUACGAUGAUCAGUUGUACUGCAAGCCAUGUAACAUUAAUUUGGGGGAAGAAGAGUCAGUACCAUCACAUCUUGAAUGCGACACCCACGCAAAUUGGAUGGCCGCUAUGGACGACUUGAUAGAAGGUGAGUUCAUCAAUGUAGAUGCUUAUCUGGCUGGCGAGAGCGAAGACGUCUAUUGCGAGGUCUGUAAUUGCAAGAUCACUUGUGUGCUCAGUAAUAUUGAAGAACAUGUAAAUGAUAUACUCCACCGCAGCAACGUAGCUGAGAAACUCAAACCAUCAAAUGGCAUAUUUCCCACCGAGAAAGACGAUGAACUGUGGUGCAAGGUAUGCAACCAGCCCAUAGAGAAUACAGCAAGAAGCCUACUCUCGCACAUUGAUGAUAACUUUGUUCACGUCAUGUGGCUCAUGGAGAUGCAGGAUCUUAUCGAAACCCAUGAAAUAUCAGUACAAGAUUAUCUUAAAUGUAAAGAGGAGAAAAAUGCAUAUUGCAACAGAUGCCAGGUUGAGAUCCCUUGCAAUAUCCAAAGCAUCAAAGAUCACAUUGCAAAUGGUGAACAUUGAAUUAAAUUCAUUAGUUUAUUAAUUUAAAUUUUAACCCCAUUAUGUUGUAGUUAUUUAUUUAUAGAUAGACGAAUUGAAAUCACAAUUUUUAUUUAAUUUUUAAUCCAAUAUGAAAUCAAUUAAUAUAGUGCACUGGUGUGUUAUAAAAUACAAAGAUUAACAAGUUAUUAGUCUUUUCAUGGUGAUUCAUUUAAGAAAAAUAUUGCACAUCAAAGCUAUUGUAUGAGAUGGAUUGAUUUAAUUACAGUUGUUUUGAUUUGUACAUUCCCCUGUAGUUGUACCAUUUUGUGUUCUAUUAUUUAUAAAUAGUAUGUUUAAUCUGUGGAUAUUAGUAGUGCUAUCCAUAUAUAUAUUUUUUUAAUUAAAAAAAAAGACAUGAUUUUCCUGUAUACUGUAUUAUAUAUAAAUGUAUUAAAAAUAGAUCUGAUUUAUUCUAUUUAGAAUUUAAAAGAUAUUUUUUAACACUGGUUGUUUACAAUGCUACAAAAAAAAAAAUGUGUUUAUCUCGCUCUUGUAAACUGUUAUGGCUUGUAUACUGUAAAUACAAAAAAAAGUUAAAUCUUCAAAUUCUAUGUAUUGAAAUGUUUAUAAAAGCAUGCUAUAAAAUUAUAUAUUUAAAUGAAGCUGUUUCUCAUAGCUAAUAUAUAUAUAUAUAGAACCUGCAAAAAAAUCUAUUAUUGACUAGCAACAUAACAUUUCAAAUGUGUAUAAUAUAGAUAGUGAAAUCUGUUUUUUUUUUUUGCAGGUUUUAUGACUUACAAUUAAAACUGUAGUUAUUGGAAUUGUUCAGAGAAUUACAUUACCAAAUAAAUAAUAUUUAAAGCUUC